UAGAUAGAUGUUUUUGGCACUAUUCCUCCCUCUGUCUUGUACUGCGUAACCUUGCUUACUGUUUGAUUAAUUCUGUCUCAUCAUUCUCUGUCCUUCCUCUCUCUCCUGUCUCUGUAAACAGCACCAGUAAUUAUAAAAAAUGAACAAAUGAAUGUCGUACUAAUAGAGUUUCAUUAUGUUAAUAUGCUGUAUGCCGCUGGGUGUAUAAAAGACAGUCUGUCCCUCAUUCAGACACACACCUGCAGCAAACCUGUUGUUUGAAGGUUACAGAUUGUCUCUUUUUUUUCUGGAAUCCGGGGUUUUUAUAAAUAUUUAUAAACAGCAACUGUUCUCUUAUAAGAUGCAGACGAGUUGUGCUUUACUCUGUAUCUCGCUCUGUGUCUUUACUGCACAUCUGUCAAGUAUCCAUGGCAUGACCCUCACGAAUCCAGAGAAAAAGGGAUGGACUCUGAACAGUGCUGGGUACCUGCUAGGACCUUAUGCUCACAGAAGUCUUAAUGUAAGACACAGAGCUACGGGCAAAAGAGACAUGUGGAAUGAAAGUUCAAGUUUACCAGCAUCUUCAUACGAUGAUUCCUAUUUUCUCUCACUGCUGGGUCAUCUUGCAUAUCUGCGAUUAAAAGAAAUGGGAAUGACUGAAGAUUUCAGUGGCUCUGUAUUGAGUGGCCAUAUGAAGCAAUAACAAAAUAUCAGUUGCCCUCUAAUACUGUUUUGCAUUUGAUCCUUUUAUUCAUUAUUUAAAAUGUCUUAACAUUGGUAAAAUGCGUAGACUGAUAUCCCAUGAAUCAUGCUGAAUUGACUCAUCUCUCCACUUUAUUAUUCAGCCAUUGUUGGUGCAUAAUUUUCUGCUUCAGAGUUCA
This is a messenger RNA of Cyprinus carpio (common carp), 860 nucleotides long. It is a transcript of the gene gall, whose product is annotated as galanin-like. The record is from RefSeq and is a predicted model, not a curated record. Gene Ontology annotation, molecular function: hormone activity. Gene Ontology annotation, cellular component: extracellular region. Lineage: Eukaryota; Metazoa; Chordata; Actinopteri; Cypriniformes; Cyprinidae.